AUGAGGACGAUAUUUGUAAAAUUUUUAGAUUUAAAUUAUGAUGAUAAAUCAAUAAGUAGAUCCGUAAGAGAAUCCGGAGAUGAUGAAUUCGAACCUGUUACAGUUCCAUCUAAAGAUUCAGAAAUUAUUCCUUAUAAUUUAAACUGUGAUGACUUUACACAAUAUGCCGUCAACUGUACAGCUGAAGCUGCUUUAAUUUAUAAUUCAAGUAGAAUGUCUCCACCUUACCCUGCGAAAGUUAGCGACUGGUGCCGAGCUAUAAGACACCUAACAAAUUGUGCUAUCAAUUGGAACACAGAUUGCAAAGACGCUACUGACAGUCAUUUUAACGAUGAAAGUAUCAAAGGCCACAUCCACGUCGUCAACAAUAUUUGUGAUGAUGAAUGGUUUCUCAUAAGAUACGAUGAGAUUGCGCUCUGCGUUGAAAGUUCAACAGAUUCUUGGGAAACCUGUUACAUUAAUUUCAAGAAUUCGGUUGAAGAGUAUAAGAAUACUAGCCAAGAAUGGACACAUUAUGAAGUACAUUUUAAGCUAUGUUGCGCAAGAUCUCGAUUCCGCCGCUGCACUCUGGAAUCGCUUUUCAUUAAGCCAACUCAAUGUACACAAGAACAAGCGGCCACACUCCAGAAGUUCUCAGUUAUUGUAUCCGAAGGAGGAGUUUAUCAGGACUGUGACCGUAACAUGAUGUACGCAAACUGCCCAGGCGGAGACCCCCGACCAACUAGUACUAUGUUGAAACGGCUGAUGAGCGCUGAAGCCCACAAUAGAGGGCACAAGCUACGUAAGUGCUUCUACGAAAAAAAGUGA
This is a messenger RNA of Nymphalis io (European peacock), 807 nucleotides long. RefSeq lists its product as uncharacterized. The record is from RefSeq and is a predicted model, not a curated record. Bases 1 to 807 code for a protein of 268 amino acids. NCBI's taxonomy places the organism in Eukaryota, Metazoa, Arthropoda, Insecta, Lepidoptera, Nymphalidae. The transcript is spliced from 7 exons.